Aplosporella prunicola CBS 121167 is the source of this 240-nucleotide messenger RNA. RefSeq lists its product as uncharacterized. The coding region runs from base 11 to 226 and encodes 71 amino acids. Lineage: Eukaryota; Fungi; Ascomycota; Dothideomycetes; Botryosphaeriales; Aplosporellaceae. The record is from RefSeq and is a predicted model, not a curated record. The transcript has a single exon.
CCCUCGCUACAUGCACCACAUGCGUGCCCCAACUCCCUAUCGUGGCCUUCCCGUUCCGUCGAGCAAAAGCCCUGCGCUCCACCGCAAACCGCGCUUUUCGUUGCGUCUCGCCCUAGCCGCCGCCGCCAAAGCCGCCCGGACACGUGGCUCAGCAGGCCACCUCCCUUUUGUCUCCACGCCCUUUCAGCUCAGCCUCGCUUCCUUCGGUAAUCCAACACGCGCCUAACACAUUGUUGUUGG